AUGGUUGGGAUUGGCGUUUACUGGGGCCAAGACAUUGGCGAAGGCAAGUUGAACACCACGUGCGACACUGGAAAUUAUGCGAUUGUGCUCUUAGCUUACCUCCGCCAAUUCGGCGAUCGCAGAAACCCCGUUUUGGGACUUCAUCGGCCACGACGACGGUGUGGUAGCGUCCCAGAUAAAACACUGCCAGGCCAAAGGCUUCAAAGUUACUCCCUCAACUCCACCGAGGAUGCAAAGCACUUCGCCAACUACCUCUACACCAGCUUUCUCAGUGGCCGAUUUGGUCCAAUCGGAAGGGUGGAGUUGGACGGCAUAGAGUUCCACAUCAGAGCCACAGAGGACACUGGGAUGACCUUGUCAAAGAACUCGACUUUUUCCGACGCACCAAAGGCCGUUACUUUCACUUGGUUGCAGCCCCUCGUUCUACAAAAUGACCCCUCUUGCGAAUACAACAUUGAGGACGGCACCAAGCCCUUGUUGGACUCGUGGGACAACUGGGUAAACUUGGUCGCGUCUAAUAACUCGCUGUUCCUGGCCCUGCCUACGGACUCAAGUGAAGAAGAAAGUGGUUUCGUGGAACCGGAUGUGGUGAAUCUUGAGGUGCUUCCGCAUGUGAAGAAAGCCACCAACUAUGGAGGGGUGAUUCUGUACAACAGAUAUCGUGAUAUUGUAAGGAAUUUCAGCGGCGAGAUACUGCCCAAUGUGCUCAAAUCCUCCUUCUUCUUGAACACAAUGGGUCCUGUCUUUCCCUAUUUUGGGUAA
This is a messenger RNA of Sphenostylis stenocarpa, 762 nucleotides long. Lineage: Eukaryota; Viridiplantae; Streptophyta; Magnoliopsida; Fabales; Fabaceae. The record is from the annotation of a GenBank genome assembly.